Molecule: messenger RNA, 600 nt
Organism: Fibroporia radiculosa
Lineage: Eukaryota; Fungi; Basidiomycota; Agaricomycetes; Polyporales; Fibroporiaceae
Exons: 8
Coding region: 1-600 (199 amino acids)
Molecular function (GO): NAD+ poly-ADP-ribosyltransferase activity
Source: RefSeq, a predicted model, not a curated record
AUGUCUGGUCGGCCAGUGGCUGAGCAAUUCGUUGGCGGAUGGAAACAUCCGACAUCCAAGCCGACUGUUGUGAAGAUCUGGAGAGUAUGUUGUGAAAAGGCGCAUAAUGAUAAGUUUUCGCGUUAUAAGCUGGCUGUCGAGCGCCGAACAAAUCUGCCUGGUGGCAACAGUCACCGGCGCUGGCAUGGCACAGCACGCGCUUGCCUUCUCGGUGACAACGAACAGGAGAUGGCACUGUGCCUGUCUCCUAGUUGUUCCCUUUGUGGUAUUUUGCGAUCGUCAUUCCAGGUUUCCCUAGCGGGUCGAGCAACAGCUUUCCAACGGUUUGGUCGAGGCAUAUAUGCCUCUGCGACUUCUUCCAAGGCGAAUGACUAUGUCCAAGAAAUCGGUGGAUCUCCGUACAGAGCAAUGCUUCUGAAUGAUGUGGUAGUAGGGAAUGGUAAGAAGAUGUUCAAUGACGAUCUCUCUCUCACUCAGCCUCCUUCUGGAUUUGAUUCUGUUCUGGGCGAGCCCGGAGGUGGAUCUCUUAACUAUGACGAAACCGUCGUUUACCGAAAUGAUGCCAUUCGUCCAAUGUUCUUGAUAAUUUACCGAUCUUGA